UCCUUCGAGUUAGUUGAACCCUAAGCGAAUAAGCGCGCGGUACCGGUAUAACACAGGCGAAUCACUGAAAAUUGUCCAGGUUCAUCCCCCCACACCACAAAUCUUUCCCCAUUCUUCGUCAACAACCUCAAAUUUCCCCUGUUCUUCACUCUCACAUACAAUUCCCAUGCGUAUGCACACAAAAUCUGGAUCUUCAGUCUCUUCUGUGAAAAUUUCGAUUGCAUUGAUGAUGGCGUACUCGUAUUUGGUGAGCUGUCUCUGCUGUUCUUGCCGCUGUUGCUGUUGAGAAAAAUUGGAAGUUGAGGUUUAGAAUUGAGGCUUUGCUUUGAUUUAUUGAAAUAGUGAGUUUUUGUUUGAAUUUUUUGGUGUUAUUGAUUGAUUGGUUAUGGAUUUGAAACAACCGCAGUCGUGUAAUUUGUCGUUAGGGUUUCCAUCUCACUUAUCGGCUGCGGCGCCACCCAACCGGAGCCAAAUGGCUGAUGAUUCGAUCUCUUUUCGGAUCGAUUCGAGCGUUGGCGACCAUUCCCAUCCGGUUCCAUCGGUGCCGCUUCAAUUGAUGGAGCGGCAGACGGCGGAGGUUAAGGAGAAGGACGUGGGAGAGAGUCGGAAUGAGGAGAAGGAUGUUGAGGAGAUUCGGAUUUUGGGACAUUCUAUGUGUUUGAAGCGGAAGAGGGAUAUUGAUUCGGUGUCAAUGACUUCUCCUUUAUCUAAUGGAUUUAGGGUGCCAAAUUCUAGUGAGCAUCAGCAAGGUUUAGAAAUGCGCAAGAAUGCUGUUAGGGCUUGGGGGAAUCAGAGCCUUCGGUUGGCUGACCCUGAUGUGUUUGAGAUAAUGGAGAAGGAAAAGCUGAGGCAAUUCAAGGGGAUUGAACUGAUUGCUUCAGAGAAUUUUGUUUGCAAGGCCGUAAUGGAGGCGUUGGGAAGCCACUUGACUAAUAAAUACUCAGAAGGAAUGCCCGGAGCAAGGUAUUACGGUGGGAAUCAGUUCAUUGAUGAGAUUGAGAUACUGUGCUGUGAGCGCGCUUUGGCUGCAUUUGGACUUGAUCCUGAAAACUGGGGUGUGAAUGUUCAGCCUUAUUCAUGCACAUCUGCAAACUUUGCAGUUUAUACUGGUCUGCUAUUACCCGGUGAUCGUAUAAUGGGGUUGGAUACACCUUCUGGUGGUAACACAAGUCAUGGGUACUAUCUCCCAAAUGGAAGGAAAGUUUCAGGGGCUUCGAUUUUCUUUGAGAGUCUGCCUUAUAAGGUCAACCCACAAACUGGAUAUGUGGAUUAUAAUAAGCUUGAGGAAAGGGCUUUUGAUUUCCGUCCUAAGAUACUUAUAUGUGGUGGGAGUUCGUAUCCCCGAGAGUGGGAUUAUGCGAGGUUUAGGCAGAUUGCGGAUAAGUGUGGAGCUGUUUUGUUGUGUGACAUGGCUCAAAUCAGUGGCCUGGUUGCUGCCAAGGUUUGUGAUAGCCCCUUUGAUUAUUGUGAUAUCGUUACCGCUACAACCCACAAGAGUCUUCGAGGUCCAAGAGGUGGUAUUAUUUUUUAUAGGAAGGGUUCAAAACCAAGGAAGAGAGGCAUGCUUUUGAACCAAGGCGAUGGCUGUGAUAAAUAUGAUUUUGAGGAGAAGAUAAAUUUUGCUGUUUUCCCGGCAUUGCAAGGCGGGCCACACAACAACCACAUUGCUGGCCUUGCUAUAGCAUUGAAACAAGUAGCAACCCCCGAGUACAAGUCUUACAUGCAACAAGUGAAGAGGAACGCUCAUGCCCUUGGAGCUGCUUUAUUGCGAAGAAAUUGUAGACUUGUCACUGGGGGAACAGACAAUCACCUGAUAAUUUGGGAUCUAAGGAAUCUUGGUUUAACAGGUAAAAAUUUCGAGAUGAUCUGUGAGCUGUGUCACAUUACACUCAACAAAGUCAUGAUCUUUGACGACAGUGGGGCUAUUACGCCUGGGGGCGUGAGGAUAGGAACUUCAGCCAUGACAACAAGAGGAUGUUUAGAGCCUGAUUUUGAUACGAUAGCUGAUAUCCUCCUAAAAGCUGCUCAGAUUGCAAGUUCAGUACAGCGAGAACAUGGGAAGCUGUCCAAGGCAUUCUCGAAGGGCAUCGAGAACAACAAAGAUGUCAUCGAGCUUCGGGCGCUCGUCGAAAGCUUUGCAUCCCAGUUUGCAAUGCCUGGAUUUGAUGUAUGAUGCAGUGCCAGAACUGAGUAAUGCUUCUUUGCAAUUUUUAAACUUUCACCUGGUAUAUAUUGCUACUAGAUGCCAGAUUUUUACACGUAUAGUAGGGAGUCUUCAUUGUUACUCAGUAUUAUUUAUUUGUUUCAUUCAAGGUGUAUAUCGGCUGUGAGAUUUUGUCAUACAGGAAAAGAAAAACAAUGAAAGAAUCAAGUGGGUGAUAACAAGGCUUGUUCAGUA
Molecule: messenger RNA, 2398 nt
Organism: Ipomoea nil (Japanese morning glory)
Lineage: Eukaryota; Viridiplantae; Streptophyta; Magnoliopsida; Solanales; Convolvulaceae
Product: serine hydroxymethyltransferase 7-like
Exons: 4
Coding region: 386-2173 (595 amino acids)
Biological process (GO): L-serine catabolic process; folic acid metabolic process; tetrahydrofolate interconversion
Cellular component (GO): cytoplasm
Molecular function (GO): cobalt ion binding; serine binding; glycine hydroxymethyltransferase activity
Source: RefSeq, a predicted model, not a curated record